Bufo gargarizans (Asiatic toad) is the source of this 492-nucleotide messenger RNA. RefSeq names its product multidrug and toxin extrusion protein 1-like. The record is from RefSeq and is a predicted model, not a curated record. NCBI's taxonomy places the organism in Eukaryota, Metazoa, Chordata, Amphibia, Anura, Bufonidae. The transcript is spliced from 6 exons. Gene Ontology annotation, biological process: transmembrane transport. Gene Ontology annotation, cellular component: membrane. Gene Ontology annotation, molecular function: xenobiotic transmembrane transporter activity; antiporter activity. Bases 1 to 492 code for a protein of 163 amino acids.
AUGAAGACAGAAGGAGAUGUCGGCUUCGCGGUCAAGUGGACUAAGUUUUUAUUUCAGCUCAUGGUGUUUCUUUUACCGUUUGUGAGCUCUGCAUUCUGUGGGCAUUUAGGCAAAAUUGAGCUGGACUCUGUGACACUUGGUGUAGCUAUUAUAAAUGUGACAGGGUUAUCCGUGGCCUUUGGUAUGACUGCUGCAUGUGACACACUCAUAUCCCAGACAUACGGUAGUAAAAACCUGAAACGUGUGGGAACAAUACUGCAGAGAGGAAUUCUCAUCUCAAUGCUCUGUUGUUUUCCUUGUUGGGCUAUUUUCAUUAACACAGAGCAAAUACUGCUCCUCUGCAAACAGCAUCCGGAUAUAGCCAGGUUGACACACAAAUACGUAAUGACAUUUUUGCCUGCACUUCCAGUAAGUAUCAGUUUUGUCAUAAGCCUCUCUUAUAUCUGCCAUAUACUAUACACGUGUCUAGAAGAUGCAGAAAUUAAAAAUUGA